AUGAGUAAAUUAUUUGUUGAGUCAUUAGAUGAAGUCUCUUCAAAGAGCUUUGUUAAUAACCUUAACAAAGCUAAGGAUAGUAAUUCUACAACAAGUAGCGUCGAGUUUGAGAAAGAAUUUAAGGACGGUUCAAUGUCUUCCCAAAUUAAAGAAGAAGAAAGAAAACCAAAGAAGAGAGAUGAUAAUAAUGAAUAUGAAUAUUAUUAUCUACUCCCUGAUGGGAGUUUAGGAAAAGAUACUGGGUUUGGUGUCUUCAAAGUCGAAGACAAACAAAUUAUUAAGGCAGAAAUGCCGGUAAAGAUUAAAUCAAACUCCAGUCAAGGAGUUAUAAAAGAUACUGGUUUUGAUUGGUAUGUUAAAAUAAAAGACUAUUUAACCAAUACCAAUGAAUAA
Molecule: messenger RNA, 393 nt
Organism: Entamoeba histolytica HM-1:IMSS
Lineage: Eukaryota; Evosea; Mastigamoebida; Endamoebidae
Exons: 1
Coding region: 1-393 (130 amino acids)
Source: RefSeq, a predicted model, not a curated record